AUGAUAGACGUUAAGAAAGAGGCUCUGGAAAAUUCCUCUAUUGGGAAAGUGAUAGGGGAUGUCGAUGCGAAUGUCAAGGAUGGUAGCGAUGCUUCGACUCCGGUUGAGAAGAAGAAGAAGCAGAGAAAGACUAGAUCUACAGCUGGAUGUUUCACUUGUAGGCUGAAACGGAUGAAAUGUGAUGAGAAGAGGCCGAUUUGUAGCAGGUGUAAUCGCAAUAUGCUGACUUGUAUAUGGCCGAAAGAGGGAAAUGGUAGGUUAACGAAAGAAAUGCGCCGAUCGAUGAAGGAGACGAUAGAGCCGUAUGCUGGCAUGGAUCCCAACAAGGCGCAUUUUGUGGUUGCUGUUGAAGAGGAUGGGAAGCUACAAAUCACCACUGAAGAUACGGAGCGACACAGUACUGGGAAAUCAAAGACCAAAGUAAACUUUACCGGUGCAGGCACGAGUAAAGAUGUGAAAAGCUUAGAUAAGAUAGUCAUUAAGAGUCCAAUUGUGGUUCAUGCGGAUUCGACAGAUUUCAAGCAGGUUUCCCCAGACAAGCCUGGGACUGCGUCGAUCGAUUUCGUGAACUACAGUUACGAAUCCAAGGACAAAGACUUUGUUAAGUUGGAAAGAGAUAAAACCACAUCCACGUUGUCCAGUAGCGAAGAAGAUUCGAUCAACGAUGCGUUUUUCUCGACACUACUUGAGAACAUGCCUGGUGCAGCAUCAGAUACCAGAGUAGUGUCUAGAGCCACUGCGAACAACCUGCAACAGUUCAAUGUGAUUGGAUCCGAUCCCGACUUCUUUUGGGGUAAAGUCUUUGACAUGAAUUUCACCAAGCCGCUGAUGACCCCAAACUUCAAUAUCAUCUCGCCACUGCCAUCAAUGGCUACGUUGCCUGCGGCAGACGACACCUCGAUGCAGCCGGACUCGUUGUUACUGAGCCAAUUUGGAGAAAAGGAUUGUUACGUGCUGGAUAAUGAACAAACAGGUGAGAUAUACCUAAACCUUUUACAAAACUUCAAAGACUGGUCCAAGCUGAAUGACGACGACGAUGACUUGUUGUCUAUCGCGAACAUUUUGUCCAAGUACGCCUUUACAGAGAAGGAGCUGUUGCUGUACUUCACCUGUGUGCACUAUUUCUUCCCAGCGAUCGGCCCGCAACCGACGUUGCCGCAGUUAACCACCACGGAGACCUUCUUGCCGCUCAUCAAGCAGCACGCAGUGGUGAAAGACGUGUUCUUGUGCUGCGGCGCGACUUUCUUGGAAUGGUGUCAACCAAGCAAAUACAGCGACGUUGCUGAAGAGCUGUAUCAGAAGAGCCGCACCAAAUUGAAGCAAAUGACCAAAGAGGGCACCAUCAAGGGAGAUGAGACGUGGGCGUUUGCCUGCUUCCAGCUCCUGUGUCUCACGGACAAGUUCAGAAAGGGGUCCGGAACCUCAAUGACCGACCGGUGUGUCGACAACCUGGCGCACUCUUUCAACAUCAUCAAGAAGAAGAUCAAGCUCAUACAGACCCAGGGCUCCACGGCCACGGACCGGAUGCUCAUCGAGAGCUUCAUGUACAACUACACCGUCUCGCUGUUGGUGGCACGUGACCUGUCCAAGCUCCCAUCUCCCUUCAGCAAGAACUUCUACGAGCUCACCAAGAUAUUGAAGUCGCCGCUAUUCGACGGCUGCGACGUGAACUGGAUCAACAACCCGAUCCUGGGCUCGAGUGUCGAGGCCUUCGAGAUGUUGGCGAAAGUGUCCUAUCUGAGCAGGUUUCCGCUACCGCUAAGAGAAACAGAGUGGAUAGAGCGAGGCAAGCGACUACUAGAAGAAUGUCUCUACUACACGCCUCCAAGCCUGCCAGACGAAGUCAAGAACGACCCGCAAAAGUACGCUACCUACAGGCCCAGUCUCUUGUGCGGUUCCAUUAUCAGCAAGGCGUGCUACCUCCUACUAAGCAAGAUCCUUCGUUUUACAGAGUUCAAGAUAGACGAUUUCGAGAUCCAAGGCGUUGUCAAGUACACCAUCAAGAGUCUGUGUGCUGUCGAAAAGGGCAACCCGCUUCUCUGUAUUCUACUCUGGUCGCUACUAAUCAUUGGCGCUUUCACUAUAGAUAUGGAAGACAGGCUCGUGAUAAAAGAGUACUUGCGCAGCGCUUCAGAAACAAUCCAUACGUACGGCGCUCUGAAGAUAGCCGAUUUCUUGGACCUGAUCUGGCAGCAGAAAAAUAUCGACUUGCUCUUUGUCAGGGAAAACCUGAGCCAGGUCGUAAUAUGA
Messenger RNA from Kluyveromyces marxianus DMKU3-1042, 2250 nucleotides. RefSeq names its product Zn(II)2Cys6 transcription factor domain-containing protein. The coding region runs from base 1 to 2250 and encodes 749 amino acids. The record is from RefSeq and is a predicted model, not a curated record. Gene Ontology annotation, biological process: positive regulation of transcription by RNA polymerase II. NCBI's taxonomy places the organism in Eukaryota, Fungi, Ascomycota, Saccharomycetes, Saccharomycetales, Saccharomycetaceae. The transcript has a single exon. Gene Ontology annotation, molecular function: DNA-binding transcription factor activity, RNA polymerase II-specific; transcription cis-regulatory region binding; zinc ion binding. Gene Ontology annotation, cellular component: nucleus.